GUCAGUUGUAGUAGCGUAGCACUGAGUACUAUGUAAUUAGUAAUUACUAAUUUGUUGAUGGACUGUGUUGAUUUGUGAUGUUAUUUUAUUCUGUGCUAACUGCUAACUAUUAUAUUAUUCAUUAUCCGAAAAAAUAAUUGUAUUGGAAAUAUCCAUCAAGGAUAAAACAAACUGUUUAAUUGCAAGAAAAGAAAUGGACAAACUAAAACAUCCAUCUUUUAAACCAUUAGAAGUUAUUUGGAACAGAAAUACCAGUACUCAUAAACCAAAAUUAUUACCUGAAUUAAAAGGAAUUAAUAUUGAAGAUAGUGUUGAAAAAGUUAAAAAAUCGGCUAAAUCUUCGGAUGUCAAAACCAAUGAAAAUAAAACAGAACAUGUUCACAAACGUGUAAAAAGAAGUUUAUUCCAAGAAGAUAAAAUAGGAAAAGUAUAUAAACAUUCAGACCCAGAAGAACUAAAUAAGAAACUUUGUAAAACUUUUGAUUAUGCAAAUUGCCUACGAAAAAGACCCUACAGCAUGUACAAAGCAUCUCAAUUAAAAUGUCCUACCAAGUCCCCCCAAAUUGUAUCAAACCGAAAAAAUACAAUAAGAAAUCAAGAUGCUUCAUUGCAUAAAUCAAAACAAUGUUUAUUUCCAACAAAAAUUGCCAAAACUGAAAUUUCGUCUUCACAUACGGUUAAUGAUUCAUCGGCCAUCAAACCAUCGUGUACUAGAGAUCAACUGAAUUCACGCACUAAAGUUUUCGGUUGUUCUAAAUCUCCCGAGAUUAUGUCGAAUCGAAAACGGUACGUUAUGUCCAACAAUUUGGACGAGACUGAUGUUUCUAGUUACGAAAGGUUGAACAUGAACUAUAAGACGUGUAUAAACAUACCAAUUGACCAAGUACCAGAAAAUAUAAAUGAAAAAUAUAAAAAUGUAAAUACGCACAUAAAUAAAAUAGAAUCAAAAUUAAACUAUGUACAUUCUGAAGAUAUUAUUGAAUCUUCCAAAAAAAUUGCCUUGCCCGUUAUGAAAAAAAAAAAAAUAAAAAAAAAUAAUCGGGUUCUUAACAAAAAAAAUAAGAUCAAAAACUUUGACAGUGGUAAAGUACCAGAUUGUAAGGAAUUUACCAAUGAAAAAAAUGAAAUAAAUUUACGAACAAAUGAAAUUCGGAAAAGUACAGAAAUAUCAACAACCGUCAAAAAUGCAUUUUGCGAUGAAAUUAAUUUAGAUUCUAUGGAUAUUAUCAAUACAGAAAAUAUUUUGGAGUAUCCUAUAACUGAAUUAAAAACUGAAAGUUACUGCAGGGAACCUAAAAAAUCAAUAAUUAUAUUACAAGAACAUCAAAGUCAAGGACCAGCAAAAAAAUUGUGUAUAAUUAAUGAUGAUAAUCAAAGAUAUUCAGACACUUCUUUAAUACAUUCAUCUUUGAAUACAAAAGAAUUUGCCAAAAAUACAGUUAAAGAAUAUUCAAAAAUCUUUAAACAUCAUAAAGAAGAGCUUUUCAAUCAGAAUGAAGAUAAUAUUAUGUCAUUUAUGCAUUCAUCCGAAAUAAGUGUAAUCCCUGCCACUCCUGAACAUGAAGCCAUGAAUGUGGACAAUUCCAUAGUCCAGUAUUCUCCUAAAACCAUUUUAAGUCCGUACGUUCCAUUGAUUGAAGUCGAUCAAUCGCCUAAAACUCCACAUGGAAGAAAUAGUCAAGUACUCAUUCAAUCCAUUCAAACUCCACCAAAUGUUGAUGGAACAACAUUACCAGGUUUAUUUGAACCUAUAGCUUCUCCAACACAGUCUUUUGUCAAUUAUGAAAUGCCAUUUAAAAUUGACUCGGUAGAAUCACCUAGAGCUAUUCAUGAAAAUAAUGAUAUUAUCUUUUCGCCCAAAAUAAAUAGGAAAAAAUCAGACAAUAGCCCAUUGUCACCUAAUCAUUUCGACUCAGCUAAAAAACGUAAAAAAAUGAGUAAGGAUGGAUUGAGAGGAAAAUUUCAAGAACUUAUUAACCGUAAAAAAUCUGAAGCUCGUAUUCGAGAAUAUGAGAAAAGCUUGUCUAAAAGUUAUAAGCCAAAACAAGGUGAAACUGCUGUAUUAAAGGUCAUUGAAGCAUGGAAGGAAUUUAGAAUGAUUGUUCUACUUUGUUACUAUAUGAAAUCUGAUAAAGAAGUUCAAAGAGUUUUAGUAACUCUAGACAAUUGUCCUUUAAAUGCUGCCAAGAAUAGUAUAAUACGUAUAUACUCUCCAUGGUUGACAAUUAAAUCUGACAUUACUGAAGUAUUAUUGUUUAUUGGAAUCAUUCACGCUGAAGUAAUUGAAUUCUCAGAAUCUAUCACUAGGCCUCUUGAGCUUGUAGAAGGAAAUACAGAUCACAAUGGAUUACAGGCAACUGUAUUUCAAAAUAAAGUUUUAUGGAAAUGCAAUUGUUCUAAAGAUGCUGUCUGUCAAUGCUUGGGAGAAUUAAGUGUUUACGAUUAUUUGCAGUACAUGAUUCCACAUUAAGAUAAUACAUAUAGGCUAAGGUUGCUUAAACUGUUUUUAUUUCUCAUAAUUAAUCUUACAAUUAAAUAAUAAUUAUUACUUAUAUAAUAUUUUUAUAAUAAUGUUAUUUGUAUUUAGAUUUUAAUUUGAUUAUUAUUGUUAUAUUUAUUAUAUUAAUUCAAUUAUGGAAUAUUUUAUAAGAAACUGUUCGUAUUUAGUUUUCUAGAUAAUUUAAUUGUAAUUUAUUUACUCAAUUAUUUUUUAUUUGUCCUCCAAUCUAUGUAUUUAUUUUUAUUGUGAAAAUAAUACAUUUUUUUAAUAAUAUUAUGUUGUUACAAGGAAUUUAUUAUACGCAACACCACACACACCUUGAGUAUAUUUUUAUCUAUCUAUUUAGCCGUGUUUAUAUUUAAUGCAUUAACUAUUAAUGGUGUAUUUAUUUUUUACUUUAUUAUUGAGAAACAUUAGAUUUUUUAAUUUAGUUCUACAAUUUAUGAACUAUUUCUAAUGCAAUUAUUUACUAAGUAAAAUCUGAUAAAAUAUACAUAUCUCAGAACAAUAUUGUAGGUGUUUGUGUAAGCAUAAGGUCAAAAUGAAUAAAUAAUAGCACAAUAUCCAAUAUCCAAUAUCAAUCAAAUAUGUUAAAUUUCACAAUAAGUUCUAGAUUCACAUGUUACAUUGAAUAAUAACCUUUUUUAUCAAAUAUAUUGGCUAUUUACCUAUCUGAAAUAAUUUUUGUAAUUUGUUUAA
Metopolophium dirhodum (rose-grain aphid) is the source of this 3199-nucleotide messenger RNA. RefSeq lists its product as uncharacterized. The transcript is spliced from 6 exons. The coding region runs from base 194 to 2470 and encodes 758 amino acids. NCBI's taxonomy places the organism in Eukaryota, Metazoa, Arthropoda, Insecta, Hemiptera, Aphididae. The record is from RefSeq and is a predicted model, not a curated record.